Messenger RNA from Gloeophyllum trabeum ATCC 11539, 714 nucleotides. RefSeq lists its product as uncharacterized. Lineage: Eukaryota; Fungi; Basidiomycota; Agaricomycetes; Gloeophyllales; Gloeophyllaceae. Bases 1 to 714 code for a protein of 237 amino acids. The record is from RefSeq and is a predicted model, not a curated record. The transcript is spliced from 2 exons.
AUGACUGCGGAUCUGUACGGCUACUGUGUCGACCCCAUGCCUAUCGAAGACUUCCUCCACGAGUUCAUACCACAGAACUCUACGCCAGAGACUCCCGAAUACACCUACAUCGUCGAGACGAAAUGCAAAGAAGCGGACCUGUAUUCCAUCUUGCUCGACGGCGCGAAGACGAUGAUGCGCAAGCACUCCUUCCUGGGCAGCAGCAACAACCCUGACAAACUCGCGAAAUCUCGCGAGGAGCUGAAGCCUGACCCGAUAGCCUAUGACGCAGACAACGGUACAUAUAUCAGUGUUACCGCGGAGGACGUUCAGGGUGGCAAAGUCACUCAGUUUCGCAAAGGCGAAUUUGGCGCCGAGGGGAAGCGUGAAAAAGACAUUUUCUGCGACAAGGCGAGCCCUGGUCGCUUCGAGCCUCGUGUCACGUCGGGCAACAGCGAGUCGAUAGGCCAGAUCCUGCGAUACAUCGAGGAGAUCCACACACGCCAGCUCCGCUGCUUCUCGUUCUUCGUCUUCUUCACCAGGGACUACUUCCGCCUCAUUCGAGCCGAUCGUGAUGGUAUCAUCGUGACAGAGCGAACAGAAUGGACUGGGCAGCUGGAGCCGAACCGCCUGAACGACUUUUUCUUCCGCUUCGAUCAUCUCAGCCGCGAGGAGCAGGGCUUCGACACGACCGUUUGUGCAUGGGAUAAUGCGGAAGAGGACUGCUGCGGCUAG